AUGGCUAUAAGGGACGUCUUGCAAGAGCACCUAGAUACAAUCUCAACUGUUGACCUGGCAAUCUUCCUUCUUUCCACGGUUCUUAUUUGGCUGGCCAUACGAAAGGCUCACCAUGCUACUCGCGGGCCACUCAGUGCCUUCCCCGGCCCUCGCUUGUGUGCUUGGACGGAUCUACCGCAAGGAUACUGGAAAGUUACAGGCAGAGAGCAUGAGAUCAUGGCCGACAUUCACUCAAAAUAUGGGCCGGUGGUCCGAAUAGGUCCAAGGCACCUCUCGUACAUCGGAACGGCGACGAUAUGGCCAGAGAUCUACGGCGAGAAGGUGGGCUACGCGAAAUGCCUCCCAAAGGACAAGCGGCUCUACGACCUGAUAGAAGACUGCUUUGGUUGGAAAGAUUCUCUGGCAGCUGCGCCAGACGACCACAAGGUGAUCCGCAAGCUUGUGGUCUCGAGUUUCAGCCCUCGCAUGAACGUUCACUUUGAGCCACGUUACAAAGGAUGGAUGAAAAAGAUGGUCGAGCAACUCGUGCCGAUAGCCGAACGAGCAGAAAUCAUGGAUCUGGGUAAGGCAUUCCAAUGUGUCGCAGUCGACUUGCAGACCGAUCUGGUUCUUAGCGUGGAUGCGGGGUCGCUCAAAACUCUUGACUACCCACCCACUAAAGUUGUUGUGAACGGGUCAUUGCAGGGAGUCGCGGUCGCUCAUGCCUUACGUCUCUUUUCACCUACUAUUGGCAGAGCGGUCCAGAAGACCAUCGUAAACAUUCCUCACGUCAGGAAGUUGCUCGAUAACUUUGCUGUUACGCUCUCCAAGCGUAUUGACGCCCGAUUGGCCGAUCCACCUCCUACGAAUGAUGUCUUGACGGAAGUCUUGAGGAAGACCGAACUGUCCCCCGUGCCCAUACCAAAGGAUCAAUUCUACUCCACUACAAAGAUUCUGACGGUCGCGGGUCCCGAGGCCAUGACUUCUGCAAUGAACACUAUUGGCUACCACCUGUUCCGCGAGCCGGAGACAUUCAAAACUCUGGUCAAUCAAAUACGCACCCGCUUCAAGACACAAGAUGACCUGAGCGUAAAAGCCUUGUCUGAGAUGGACCUAUUGACGGCUGUCAUCAAGGAAGGCCAUCGCCUAUACCCGCUUCCACCGGGUAUCCUUCCCCGCUGUACGCCGAAAGAAGGCGCAUGGGUCCAAGGAGUCUGGAUCCCACCAAACACCAGUCUUGGAGUUCACCAAUGGGCUACCUAUCGGUCCGAUACCAACUUUCACGACGCCAAUGGUUAUCACCCUGAGCGAUGGAUGGGGCAUCCCAAAUUCAAGAACGAUCGACUCGAUUGCGUGCAAAUAUUCUCAGUAGGCGCAAGAAGAUGCCCUGCAGAGAUAUUCUCAUGGUAUGUCAUUCGUCUUGUCUUCGCAUCUCUCCUGCUCAAUUUCGAUAUUGAGCUGGCAGAUGAGGCGUCCGAGUGGCCUCAGCAAAAGUCAUACUGGAUCUGGAGGACCAGGCCGUUGAUGUGCAGGAUUCGCCCGGCAAAGAAGACUGUUGCGGCUUGA
Trematosphaeria pertusa is the source of this 1545-nucleotide messenger RNA. RefSeq names its product cytochrome P450. The transcript has 4 exons. NCBI's taxonomy places the organism in Eukaryota, Fungi, Ascomycota, Dothideomycetes, Pleosporales, Trematosphaeriaceae. The coding region runs from base 1 to 1545 and encodes 514 amino acids. Gene Ontology annotation, molecular function: iron ion binding; monooxygenase activity; oxidoreductase activity, acting on paired donors, with incorporation or reduction of molecular oxygen. The record is from RefSeq and is a predicted model, not a curated record.